UUUAUAGUAUAGAAAAUACUUUAUUUCAUGCUACUUGACCCACCUACACUUUAUUUUUAAAAUGUCUGUGGUGUCAAACGAAUCAGUAGUAAGCUCAUUUUUCCUGGCUGGGUUUUCUGGUUGUUCAUACUGCCAGAUGAGUAUAUUUUUUGUAUUUCUGUUAAUGUUUAUGUUCACAGUCUUAGAAAACUUGGCCAUUAUUUUACUGGUUAUACAAGAUAGCAAACUUUGGAAGCCCAUGUAUAUAUUUGUGGGGAAUCUUUCCUUCUUGGAGAUCUGGUAUAUCACUGUCACACUCCCCAAUCUGUUAUAUAACAUGGUCACAGGAAAUCAGGAAAUAUCAUAUAAUGGAUGUGUCACUCAACUGUUCUUUUUUACUUUUCUUGGAGCCACUGAGUGCUAUCUUCUGGCCACCAUGGCGUAUGACCGUUACAUAGCGAUCUGUAAUCCUCUAAAAUACACUGUCAUAAUGCAGGACGGGUGUGUCUGGUGCCUUCUUAUUUCUUCCUGGUUAACUGGACUUUUUACACCAAUUAUUCCUGUCUAUUUCCUUACUCAGCUGAACUUUUGUGGCCCCAAUAAAGUUGACCAUUACUUUUGUGACGUUUCUCCACUGUUGAGGUUGGCUUGUGGGAAUAUUAAGACUAAGGAACUUGUUGACUUCAUUGUAUCUGUAUUGGUUCUUAUAAGCUCAUUGUCAGUCAUCUUUAUUUCUUACAUCUGCAUCACUUGGACUGUCCUGAAGAUGCCUUCUUCUCGUGGUCGGCACAAAGCAUUCUCUACAUGUACCUCUCAUCUGGCUGUAGUUUGUGUCUAUUAUGGAAGCAUGGGCUUCACGUAUAUGCGGGUCACACCAGCUUCUAGUGUUUCAUUAAACAAGCUUGUGUCUGUUUUAUAUUCUGUCAUCACACCCCUGUUAAACCCAAUUAUUUACACACUCAGAAAUCAUGAUGUAAAGCUUUCACUACAAAAAGUGUUAGGGAAACAAAAUGGUUUAAAGACUAAAUGAUCCCAUUAGAUUAGAAGAUGAAAGAAAAGUGCCAUU
Molecule: messenger RNA, 1045 nt
Organism: Rana temporaria (common frog)
Lineage: Eukaryota; Metazoa; Chordata; Amphibia; Anura; Ranidae
Product: olfactory receptor 6Q1-like
Exons: 1
Coding region: 62-1009 (315 amino acids)
Biological process (GO): G protein-coupled receptor signaling pathway
Cellular component (GO): membrane
Molecular function (GO): olfactory receptor activity; G protein-coupled receptor activity
Source: RefSeq, a predicted model, not a curated record